UUUUUAAUUUACAUUUAUCAUGAGUGAAAGACAAUCAAAAGCAGUACAGGAAAGACAUGAACGCAUAUUAAAUGAACUUGCCAAAAAGCCUGAAAAUGAACAUUGUGCUGACUGUGGUGCAAAAAAUCCCCGUUGGGCUUCUUAUUCACUUGGUGCAUUUCUCUGUAUUCGUUGUGCAGGUAUUCAUCGAAAAAUGGGUACACAUAUCUCCAAAGUCAAGUCAAUUACAAUGGACCAAUGGAGUAUAGAGCAAAUUGAGGUGAUGCGUAACUCAGGAGGAAAUACUGUAGUGAACAGCAAAGUGAACCCUAACCCUGGUAAUCAUCCUCUUCCUAUUACAAAUGAUGAUGAGCAUGCUCUUGAAAGAUACAUCCGAGCAAAAUGGGAAAAGCGUGCUUUUAUGAUUGACCCUACCAGACAGUCUAUGUCACCUUCCACUCCUAAAGCAAGUCCUGCUGUCAAUCGCCUACAGACCCUCCCUAAGCGAUCUUCAUCUGUGCCUGUCAUGAACCAAAACAAUAUUGCCAAGUUACAGCAAUUGGGUGAUAUGGGAUUGAAAGAAGACAACCAUCCAUUCUUGACUCAAACACAAGGUAGUCUUGAUCUCUUGACUAGAAUGACACCGCCAUCUGUUCCUCAACAACAACCUGUUCAAUUCAUGUCAGAGGAGCAAAAAUUGGACCAAUUACUUAAAUUGGGAUUUUUGGAUAGAAACAGUAAUUUGGAUGCUCUUCGUCGUGCAGGAGGAAAUGUAGAUAUUGCCUUGACUAUUUUGAAUGAAGCAAAGAAUAUGGCUUUUGCUGGUCAAAGCCAGUUGUUACAGCAAGCAACUCGAUCUAAUUCUGUACCUGGUUUAACUAAUAACAACAAUAAUAGCUUCUCAAUGGAUACUGCUAUUUCUGCUUCAAACACGACUGUCAAUGCCCAUAAUCCCUUUGCACAGCCACAACAACCAUCUUUGCAGUUACAACCCUUUCAAUCACCACAACAACAACAGCCUUUUCAGACACAACAACAACAGCCUUUUCAGACACAACAACAGCCUUUCCAAUCAAUACAACCAUUUCAGGUACAGCAACCAUUUCAGGUACAGCAAUCAUUUCAAACACAGCAACCAUUCCAAUCAGGUUUCCCUCAACAGCAAGUGUUUACUAACCCAUUCAAUCUCUCCGCAUCAGCACCUUCUUCAGGCUUUCCUUCAAAUAAUACAAUGUCAUUGUUCCCACAACAACAACAACAACAACCAACCUCAAAUCCAUUCUCUCAAAUGAACGCACCUUCUUACUUGAGCUCAAAUGUUCAACCUCAACAAAAUCCUUGGUCUGCAACAACACCAAGCCAUAGUCUAUUUUAGGCUUUUUUUUUCUAAAUUAACAAUUGUAGUCAAAUAAAUUCAUAUAUAAUCUCGUGUCUGGUA
Molecule: messenger RNA, 1417 nt
Organism: Gilbertella persicaria
Lineage: Eukaryota; Fungi; Mucoromycota; Mucoromycetes; Mucorales; Choanephoraceae
Exons: 6
Coding region: 20-1354 (444 amino acids)
Biological process (GO): endocytosis; endoplasmic reticulum to Golgi vesicle-mediated transport; intra-Golgi vesicle-mediated transport
Cellular component (GO): Golgi apparatus
Molecular function (GO): GTPase activator activity; protein binding
Source: RefSeq, a predicted model, not a curated record